AUGCCGGAUUUGGAAGAAUUCGGCGAAGAUGAGGAUGAAGAUGACGAGUGGGAAGUUGUUCAAGAAACGCACUGCCAUUUGGAACUUCCCGACUGCCCUGUCAAGCUUUCGGAAGCUGAGAAAAUCCGCGUGGUCGGGCUGGACUCGGAAGAGCCCUUCAUCCAAGUCAACAACAUUUUCUUCAAAGGAAACUACGAAAAGACGCUCGGGACGACGAUCUUCUUCGACGGCAAUAGCAAGGCGCAGAGCAUGGUCGGCCAGGAAAUCGGAAAAACUGAAAGGAAACUGCUGAUGAAGGAAGUUCAUUUGAUCAAGAGACGCGACUCCUUCCACGAAGCAGAAGAGCGCGAAAAGCGAGGCCGAUUCCGAAAUAACGACAGUCCGCCGCCCUUCCUCGAAAAAGAGUCUUCUUCGCGAGCGAUAAUUCCAAACUCAGACUCGGAGUCGGAGCAAGACUCGGACGAAGACUCCCUUAUCGAGAUUUCUGACGGUUCUGAAGAAGAAGCGGAAAUGAACGAAGAAUGA
Molecule: messenger RNA, 525 nt
Organism: Oikopleura dioica
Lineage: Eukaryota; Metazoa; Chordata; Appendicularia; Copelata; Oikopleuridae
Source: the annotation of a GenBank genome assembly